ACUCAUCAGGCUGAUGGGUAACUAGGGGGUUGGAGUGGAGCUGUCUGUCUGGACACAAAGCUGGUCGAGGGGCUUCCCUGCACUGUCCCUUGCCAGUGUCCCAUUCUUGCAUUCUCUAAGAGAGCUACAGGGAAGGGUGGGUUGUUGUGGUGUUCAGUGGAGAAGCUUUGUAGCAGAUGCCUUUGGAUACAAAGAGCUCUUUAAUGCCAUUAAGUUCCACUGGGAUUUUUUUCAAGCUCCUUCCUUACUAUAUAUUUUUCUCUCUUUUCAAGGGGCAGAGUUGGGCAGUCCCUCAUCCUACUGAUCCCCUUUUCAACAGAUUUGUGUGGCAUUUCCCCUUUAUUCUGCAAACCUGGGGUGCCAGAAGAGCUGUGGGUCUCCUGUUAGUGCCUGGAUUUAAAGUCUUUUAUCGCCAUCCAAUCAUGGCAAGGAGACGGUGUUACUGAACAGAAUUCCAUCCAUCCCUUGUAACGUGUGCACCCUGUUGGUUUGAACUGGAAUAGAAAUCCCAGCAUUUUAGGACUUGGGAGAGCUAAUGGCCUCUGCCAUGGGAGCCAGACACUUGGUGGCUACUGUGGUGCUUAUGUGCAUAUUGCUUCAUGAGGCAUCUGCUCAAAACCUCAUCAAGAACCCCAAGAACCAGAAGACAGAGCACUCGCUCCUGAUAAAUGAGAUCAAUGCGGACAACCCGGGGGAAGAUACCUCUGAGUUUGUGGAGCUCUAUCACACCAGCGGCCGAGAGGCCCCCUUGGAUGACUACUACCUGGUCUUUUACAAUGGCAACGGCAACCAGGCCUACAAAGUCCUGAACCUUCAGGGCAAAGUCACCGAUAAUCAAGGGUUCUUUCUUGUUGGGUCUUCCACGGUGAAACCCCAGCCCUCCGUGAUCUUGCCUAAGAACACUAUCCAGAAUGGGCCUGAUGCCAUUGCCCUGUAUUAUGGGAAGAGGAACUACCAGGAGGGCAUGAGGGUCACCAGCGACGGGCUGGUGGAUGCCUUGGUCCAUAAGUCUAGGAAGAGUGACAGAGCGGACAUGUUGCUCAAUGUGCUGACCCCCAACAGGGAUGCUUUCCUGGAGGAUCCCUCCUUCAGGACCACAGACGAGUCGAUAGAAAGGUGCCACGGGGAGGGUUCUCAGUGGAUCUUUCAAGUGGCCAUGCCCACCCCAGGCAAGGAUAAUCACUGCAUCCCCUCUUCCCAGCUGAAUGCUUCUGCCGUGCUAAUCAGUGAGGUUCACGCUGUGACCUCUCCUGGGGAGUCUGAAUUCAUUGAGCUUCAGGGACCUCCUUCCACUGUCCUGAGGGACUUGGUUCUGGUGCUGAUCGAAGGACAGACCAAAAGGGUUUAUUUCUUCAUGGAUGUUUAUGGCAAAACCUCUCCUGAGGGGCUAUUUCUCAUUGGUCCUGCACAAGCCAGAACCCCAGUUGACCUGCCAUUCCCACCAAACUCCAGCAGCCCUCUCCUCAGCACUGGUCCCCAAGCCAUCGCCCUGUACGUUGGAAACAGCAGCAGUUUCACACUGGGGAAAGCAGCAUGUGCUACCAACCUGUUGGAUGCUUUAGUGUACACGAGCAAUGGGAGUGCAGACCCAGAGCUCCUGGAGAUCCUGACCCCUGGGAGACAUGCCUAUGAGAAUAACAGCCACCAGCCAGGUAACAUGUCCAUGAGUCGGUGCAGCUGCUGCUCCGUGACCCGGGACCCCUCCAUCUAUGCCCUCAGCAGCCCCACGCCCGGACAGUUCAAUGACUGCCCCAGCAGCCGCUUCAGCCAGCCCAUCUCCCUCUGCCUCCAUAUAGCAGAUUGCCAGCUGUGGCUCCUUGGGUCAUAUGAGAUACAGACGGCUCUAGCCCAGGCCCUUGACAAGCUGUGCAAUUGUGGAAUGUCUGUUGCAUACUUUAAAGAUCCUGUCACAACAUGCCGGGGCACAGAGCUUGUAUUCACCAUACUCCUGACUGCCAAGUCAGCUGAGCAGCUGAGCAGCCUGGUACAAGCCUUCACCAGCUUCCUGGAGAGUCCCAGGGCAGCAAAUUUCAGCAGCUGGAAUGCCACAGUGGAAAAGGCCUGUUCCAAAGAUGCUAAUGUCACGGCAUCUCCUCCAGGUGCCUCAUCAGAAGGGACCAGUGAACCACCUUCCCAUGCAGCCGAGCUGCUCAUCAACGAGGUGAAUCCGGACAAUCCGGGAGGUCAGGAGGAUAUGGAGUACAUCGAGCUGCUCUACACUGGGCAGACACGUUUUGACCUCCGUGGUUAUUGGCUGGUCCUUUAUAACGGCAAAAACAACCAGGCCUACAGGGUGGUGAACCUGAUGGGCUACUGUACUAACGAGCAGGGCUACUUCCUGGUGGGGAGUGCGUGGGUGACCCCAAGUCCUGUGAUUGUUCUGCCUCCGAACACCAUUCAGAACGGGGGGGAUGCUGUGGCCCUCUACCACAGUACCACGUUCACCUACAGCAUGGGCAUGGCUGUGACAGAGGCAGGGCUGGUGGAUGCAGUGGUCUACAAGUCCCGGGCAUCUGACAGGGCAGAUAAGCUGCUCAAAGUACUGACCCCAGGGCAGAAUAUCCUGUAUGAAGAUGACUCCCACAGCAGCCGGGAUGAAUCUCUGAGCCGGUGUAACAGCCAGAGCCCCAGAGUCCACAGCAGCUUCCAGGUGACUACGAUAACACCAUUCGGGGAGAAUGCCUGCACCAACUCCUCAGCACCAUCUCCCACCGUCCCCUCCCUCCUAAUCAACGAGCUGAGCCUGGCCAACAGCACCGCCCCCUACCAGUUCAUUGAGCUGAAGGGCAAACCUGGAGCCACCCUGGGAGGAUAUACCCUGGUGUUCUUCUCUGGGCAGGAUGGCAAAGCAUAUGCCAGCAUCCCACUACAGGGCACGUUCGGGGCCACGGGCUUGUUUGUGAUUGCACCAUCAGGACCGCCCAGGCCUGAUCAGCAAUUGCCGUUUGUCAAGAAUGCCCCAUCUGUUAGACGUGGCUCCAGCGCUGUGGCAGUGUACAACAGCCGUCAAGCAAGAAUUCCUGUUGACAUGAUGGUGACUCUAGAGAACCUGGUGGAUGCUCUGGUGUACACAUGGGAAUCUAGCACAGGCAGAGGACAGCUGAACCACCUCGGUCCAUCGCACUUUGUGCCCUGUGCAGAGGAGAGAAUACAAAAACUUGAUGAGAAUGAAGUCUUACAUCUACUGAUUCAAAGCAGAAUGAAGUCAUAA
This is a messenger RNA of Terrapene triunguis (Three-toed box turtle), 3211 nucleotides long. RefSeq lists its product as uncharacterized. Bases 536 to 3211 code for a protein of 891 amino acids. The transcript has 9 exons. The record is from RefSeq and is a predicted model, not a curated record. Lineage: Eukaryota; Metazoa; Chordata; Testudines; Emydidae.